UGAAUGAAAGGUAUGGCAGGAGUGUUGUGUUGGCUUGGCUGACCGUCUGCGGUUGUGCGGCGGUGAGAGGGAGUUUUGGGAGCGCAGAGCGGGCGUUGCUGCCGAAAUCCCUGAGAAAUGUUCGUUUUGGAUCCGUGUCCGUGCUUACAUACCGCCCUCCCGACUGUCUCUCAUUCUCCGUUUCAUUUUUCCCUCUUAAGGUUUAACUUAAAAGUUAUGAAAUGGGGAGUCAAAAUACAUCACUUGAAAGCACCGCAGCUCUGAAGGGUGUGUGUGUGUGUGUGUGUGUGUGUGUGCACUGCCCUCCACCCUCCAUCCUGAGGCCACUGAGGCUGCAGGUUAUCUUCAGGAGAGAUAAUGGAGGGCAAGAAGUCCGCUUUUUAAGACAGAUGUUCACUUGACUGAGGCAGGUGUCUUUGUUUUGUGGAAAUCUUUAAAACGAAAGCUUUGCCACUUUCUCUUUCUGUCACAUUUUGCUCACUUUAAAAUCUUCAAACGAAUGAAUUCCUCUCCUCUCUGACAUCAUUCAAAUAGUUUCCUAUGCAUUUACUUGUUUCAGGUAUGACCACAAAACAAAUAUUAGUUGAAACAAGACGCAAUAGUUCCAAAAAGAGAAUUGCCUGAGUCGUGGAAAGAAACAAGUUGCUUUUUUUUUGCGUUGUAAACAAAAUGAAAUUAUCUCACCUCAUUAGCAGAUGUUUUUCACAUACAACGGAACACUUGUUAAAAUUGAUAUUUUGUGCAGUGUAAGUUGGGUCGGCAUCGCAUAGCGACUGACUAAUCCCAUUUUGAUCCAAUAAGUGUGCAUGUGCGUGUGUGUGCGAGGCAGAGAGAGAGAGAGAGAGAGAGAGAGAGGUGGGAGGGAGUGAGGAGAGGAGAGGAGAGGAGAGGAGGGAGGGAGGAUUGAUCCGCGUCUGUUAAAAUCUUGUUCUGGUUUUUCUUGGAGUGAGGUCUGUGCCUGCCGACGCGCCUCUCCUGUGCAGCCCCCCUCAAGAAGAAGAGCUUUUUAUGGAAAGGAAACCUUGGAAUUUUUGAAAAGGAGAGAAGGAAUCUGCAUAAUACCAGAGAAGUGGAUAAAGAAACCGCACGGUUCUGUUUGCGUUCUCUUCUUGCGUUUUUUCUCCUCUGGUGUCUGAAUGAAACAGGGAGGUCAAAUAUAAAAGGGAAGAGGAACGGUGCAGGUUCUGGACUGGGAGUCGAUCUGUCAGUGUGAUUUUUGGGGUAAACACGUCUCCAGAGCGCUCGUUUUGAACUUUUAUUUCUUCAGAAAGCUCGACUCCUCUCCUCUUGGAGUUCGCUUUUCUCGGAACGAGGAGACUUUCGUGUUUUUUCCCCUCUUCAGGGAAACUGCUUAAACUUUCUACGUUUAAAAAAAAUAAAUAAAAAGAUCGGAUUGCAUCUCCCCCCCCCCUCUUCAAACAUUUCGGAGGUGAUGUCAUCGUGCUGUGUUUUGGCUGGUAUUGUGUCGAGAGGGCGCAGAGAGGACUGCUGCAGCCAAGCGGUAACAACCAGAGGCUGAGUCCGGAAAAUCAGGUGCAAAGUGCGGCUGUCAUUUCCUCGCUGUGUCGCGGGUGGCUGAGUCCGCCACCCAGUCCCAGCUGUUCCCAUCCUCUCCUCUCCAACCACCCCCUCCCUCCCUCUCCCUCCCUCUAGUCUUUCUUUCCCCCUUUAUUAUCCCCUCCCAUUUUCAUUCAGCACUCUCCCAUAUACCCCUCUGAGCUGGACCGCUCUGGGACCUUAUCAUCAUCCUCUCUGUCGGACACUGUUGGUCGGUGUCACCUGAGUCACCACAGACAGACCCGUUGAGGGACGCAGUCAUGACCGAGGAGGCAGUCCUGCAUUACCCUGCGCCUGCAGCAGAGCCUCCGUCUCCAGCUCGCCGUCUGCUCCAUCAGCCAGCCCAGGUAGCCCACCUCCAACAGCUCCUGAGCCUGCUCUGCUGGGACUAAAACCUUGCCCUGCUACUCCUAUCUAUCUGUGCAGGAACAAACACUCCACCACUUUUCUUUUAUUAUCUCACCGACUGAAUUCUUGCCGUUACGCAUUGGAUUACGCAGAAGAUUACGCACGAACCGCAUCUCUCCAAAGGGCCGAGCAUCACUUCUGAGGGUCAACAAGGUCGUUUGGGGUUGGUUUAUCUGUGUGACGCGUGAGCGCGCUUUCACCUGUUCCUCUCUUUCUCGGAGACGCGCAGGUUUUUAAAGCCCAAAACCUUCCCCCUUUUGCUCCCCCGCCCAUCCGUCUCUCCACCGCCACCGGUCGGUCUGGACAGCUGUUAGAGGUUGCCCGGCGGUCACAGUGGCACAUUUACCCACGCCGGGAGAACCGGGGCACUGCAGCCGCCGAUGCCAACAAGAGUGUCCGCUGACUCUUUGACUCUGCACAACAUCCAGCGGAUUCACAACACACAGAGGGGAACUCUCUCCAGGACUGUCGGACUGGCUCAGACCGAGCGAGGAGACUGUCUCUGGGACAAGUUCCAUAGUGGAGGGGGGAAGCAAUGUGGUCCCUUCUUUCCACGCUGACCGUCUUAUGUAUCCAGAUGUUGCUGGUGAUGUGCAAUCCAUUACAGGUACUUGGUGUGGAUGGAGUCAACUUCAGCGUGCAUGUGGAGAACCAGACGCAGGUGCGAGACACCAUGAGUCGGCGACACCACCGGGUCUACCAGCUCUACAGCCGCACCAGUGGCAAACACGUCCAGGUGCUGGGACGCAGAAUCAGCGCUCGAGGAGAAGAUGGAGACAAAUUUGCCCAGCUCGUAGUGGAGGCCGAUACCUUUGGUAGCCAGGUGAGAAUCCGGGGCAAAGAAACCAAUUUCUACCUGUGCAUGAAUCGCCGCGGCAAGCUGGUAGGAAAGAAGGCCAGUAAUCGAAGCGAUGACUGCGUCUUUGUGGAAAAGGUUCUGGAAAACCACUACACAGCUCUGAUGUCGGCGCGCUACACAGGCUGGUAUGUGGGCUUCACUAAAAGAGGCCGUCCUCGCCGUGGCCCGCACACGCUCCCCAACCAGCAGGAUGUACACUUCAUGAAGCGCUUCCCGCCCGGGGAGCAGCCCGACCUCACCACCCCCUUUCGCUUCACCACCGUCAGCAAGCGGGGCAAGCGGGUGCGUGCUACCGGGCCCCGCUAGUAGUGGCUAACGCUAGCACCCACUGUCUUCUUGUCAUCCAAAGCCUUGACUUGAGCCUGCCAAUGGCUAACCCAGUCAUCUCCUCUGUCGCACACGACUGAACACCUCCCUUUGUUGGGACAAACAUUGACCAGAAACUUGAUGAAUCAUUCAUGGGGUUAAGCUUUACGCCUACUAAUUUGCCACUACAACCCCAUAGUUAGUGAUCAUUCCUCUCAAUUUUAGUUCCCUUACUGGGCCAACUGGACCAUUACUAGUUCAUCGCUGGAAGCUCUAUGGACUGCUCUAUGCUUCCCUUCAUAGGCCAGAAAUACUGACAGGGAACCUAAAGGGCAGCCAGAGUCCCAGGCUGUACGAAGGCCUCUUAUUCCACAACCACAAAAACCACAAGGCCUUCGUGUCUCCUGUUCUGGACCAGCUGGACAAUGUCAAGUAUGGGAUUACAACUGGACCAUACAGAGAGAGAACAAGGGUGGGAAAGACUGACUGAACAAGAAAGUGGGUGCUUAGCCUACGAAUAAAGGGAAAACAGGAAGGAGAGGACAGGAAAACGGCAGAGUGGACAAAGGGAUUGAGUGAUCUGCACAGAUCAAAUGGACCAAUAAUGGACAUGUGACGCACUUAUUUGUCUCACUGCUAAAUUGGUGUGAACCUGUGAGACUGUCGGAUGAAUGGAUGACAAAAGGAUGAAUGAUCGAGUGAGUGACUUACUGAAUAAACGCAUGUUUGUAAGAACAAGAAGACGAGGAAAUGUAUGUAAGAGUGUGUGUGUGUGUGUGUGUGUGUGUGUGUGUGUGUGUUUGUUUGUGUGUGAGUGAGUGCACCAACAACCAUGAGUGAAGCUGGAUCACGAGGGACUCUGGAAAGGGACCAUCCAGUCCCUGCAUGAACCCGUGACAACUCACCGCAGGGACUGAAGCUUUAGGAACUGGAAUGUAUAAAAACCAAGCUGCACCAAAAACAGCCAGCCAAUCACAGCAAACCAAACCGACGACCAACCAAAGACAACUGGAGACCUUCUUCAUGACCACCACCCCCCCAUCCCCCAGGACACUACACCCUCAGCUUAUAGGUGCAGAGGAUGACGAGCGCAGGGGCGAGCAUGGCGGGGAGGGUGCCUUGUCUAUUAGCAUUGCUAUAGAAACGACCCGGGGGAUGAUGCUCCCGUGCGAUACCGUGGAUACAGAAUGCUGCUACCAGGACAUUCAGUGGAACAAACCAAAGUCUCAUGCAUAAACACAGGAGAAAAAAUAUUAAAGGGAACAAUUUAUUGAAAGUUAUAUAUAUUAUAUAUAUAAAAGAAGACAGAAACCCUAAAUAAGCAAUCUUACUAUGAUGGUUAUUAUAAUUAUUACGAUAAAAUUAUUUCAUUUAUUUAUUUCAGCUCUGUGUGCAGCAGUCUUUCUCGACUCAGUAAACCUUACAGAAACAU
Messenger RNA from Sebastes umbrosus (honeycomb rockfish), 4562 nucleotides. Its product is annotated as fibroblast growth factor 18-like. Gene Ontology annotation, cellular component: cytoplasm. Bases 2501 to 3130 code for a protein of 209 amino acids. The record is from RefSeq and is a predicted model, not a curated record. Lineage: Eukaryota; Metazoa; Chordata; Actinopteri; Perciformes; Sebastidae. Gene Ontology annotation, molecular function: type 2 fibroblast growth factor receptor binding; growth factor activity; type 1 fibroblast growth factor receptor binding. Gene Ontology annotation, biological process: positive regulation of gene expression; animal organ morphogenesis; regulation of cell migration. The transcript has 5 exons.